AUGUCUACAAUUAACAAAUAUGAAUUAUUAAAAACUGAAGGUGCAUGGAACGAUCGUAUGAAAUAUGUUUUAUCAUUAUCAGAUAAAACUGAAAUAGAACAAUAUUUAAGGCAAUCAACAUCAUAUGAAGAUUUACAAAUGUUAAUAUUUUUAUCAAAAUCAACAAAAAAUGAAAAGAAUUUAUUCGACAUAUUUAAAACAGAUUCAUUACCAAUAAUACAACGAAUUAUUGCUGGUAAAGGUUGGCUUAAAAUUCAAAGAGAUGAACAAAAAAUUUAUGAAUUUAUUCUUGAAACAAUGAAUGAUAGAAAUAUUUCUCGAUUUUUUAAACAUAAAAUUUUAGACAAUCUUCAUCGAAUAGAUUGUUUAAAAAAGUCUUCAUCGUUUUUUUACAAUCUUGCUUGUCGUUUAACUGAAUCGUAUCAUCAUGACCAAUAUAAUCUUGAUGCUCAUUUAGUGCCAUUUUGUUCAAAAGAUCAAAUAUUAAAUCUUCUAUCCCGGUGGUCAAUUGAACGCUUAGAACAAAUUGAUUCUUCAUCGUUAUUUCGUUCGCGAUUAAUUCACUAUCAACCUCUUAUUAUUAUUCAUUUGAUUCAAUGUGAUUUAAAUGAAAAAAGAAUAAAUAAUGAAAAAUUCUCAAAUUAUUUUCAUGAAAACAAUAGAUUACUAUCAUUACUUGCAAGAAAACAAGCAAAAGCAAUACUUCGUUUAACAAUUGAAUAUAUGAAUCAAUUAGAAAAACAUAAAAGAUUAUUGCCAUAUUUUAUUGAAUUAAAUCAAAAUUAUCUUUUUAAGAAAGUGCCAGAUGAAAUGAUUGAAUUGAUUACAAUUGUAGCAUCGAAUCAACCAGGCACUAUUAAAUAUCAAACAACUUGGAAUGCUGAAGGAUCCGAUCUAUAUUCAUUUGCCUUUCCACGUUCAUUUUCUGUUGACCAUUAUACUCGUCUAUUUUUUGCUUUAUAUGAUACAUGUAAAUGGUCAGAAAAUCAUACAAUCCGUCUGCUUCAUUGUGUGCUAGAAUGUAGUAAAAGAUAUUCAGGCCUUUAUAGUAGUCGAAAACGACGAAAAUGGUUACUUGAUAUUGUUAUUAAUGAACGUAUUGGAAAAGAAUUAUUUAUAGAUAAAUUAUUAAAAGAAGGAAAUGAAGAAACUCUUCUAUUGUUCGAAGAAUAUACUGAAAUAACAACACCACUUUCUCUUUAUUUAAUUUCUCAAUAUGAAACAAAUAAAACUGUUUCUGCAAGUCAUCGUUUAUCACUCAUUCGUUAUCAAUUCAUGACAAAAGAUAUUUUCGAUCAAUUUUUAACUUUAUUCUACCAGACUAAUUCGAAUGUAAAGCAACGUGAACAAAAUUAUCUUCUUUUCCUCCAAUGUGCGGUGUCAACAAAUGACGAGCAAGUUAAAAAUGUUCUUCAAUGGAUUCAAAAACGAUGCACUAAUGAACGACUUGCAAUUAUUGAAAAUUUUCUAGAUAGCUUAUCAAGAUAUAAUAAUCGAUUUCAUCUUAAAAUUUUACCAAAUAAUUUCGAAAUAAUCGAAGCUAUUAUUGAACUUGCUAUUAAUCAUCUCCAAAAAACUGCAUAUACCCUACAAAUUAUUGUUAACCAUGGAAUAUUAUUACUGCAACGCGUGGAAUAUCAUCUAAAUAAAGAAGAAAAAGAGAAAAUCCAAACAUUUGCUUGUAAAAUCAUUAAAAGAUGUUUUUCAAUGAAUGAUACUCUUAAGCUUCAAAUUUCAUGCUUGUCUAAUGCAUAUCCAAUAGCAUGUAAUCUUAUAGCGGAUAUUAUUAUUUCUGAUGUAUUUCCGAAAUUCCUUUCAAAAUAUAUGUUAAAUGAAUUAGAUGAUUCGUUGAAUUGUUAUUUCGAGAAGUCAUGGCGUUUACCACAAAUCGAAUCAUUUGUUAAUUCAUUUUUUAUUGAUUAUCUUCCUUCAUCCACAAAACUUCAAGCCGCUUUUCGAAUUGAUGAACAUUCCUCAAUUAUUUUAAUAUUUUUAAAAAGUCAUUCGACGCGAUGUGAACGUGUUAAUCAUUUGAUUAAUAAGAUUGAUAAGAUUUUUUUACUAAAUGAUAUUGUUCAACAAAUAGCUCUGCGUUCUCGACAACAUUCUCUAUUAAUAGAUAAAUUAGUUGAAGAUGAUAAAUGUGUUACAUUUGAAAAACUAUCAAAUGAAGCAACUAAACUAGCGACAAAUUUGAAAGCUGAAACAAAGAAUAUCAAAUUACCAGGAUUGAGUAUUCAUGUUUUAAAUUGUUCUUUUCAUUACUUAACCGGAAAACAGCAAGAACAUAUUACAAAAAUUAUUUUACAUGAUUUUCUUCAGGAUAAAGAAGUGGCUAAUCCAAAGAAAUAA
Messenger RNA from Rotaria socialis, 2352 nucleotides. NCBI's taxonomy places the organism in Eukaryota, Metazoa, Rotifera, Eurotatoria, Philodinida, Philodinidae. The record is from the annotation of a GenBank genome assembly.